Paramecium pentaurelia is the source of this 582-nucleotide messenger RNA. Lineage: Eukaryota; Ciliophora; Oligohymenophorea; Peniculida; Parameciidae. The record is from the annotation of a GenBank genome assembly.
AUGUAAGAAGAAACCUUUUAAUUUUAAUAAUAACAAGUGAUAGAAUAUAGUCAUAGAAAAAUUCUCAAACCUCUUUAACGAAAAUUAUAAUACAAAUCAUAAGAUCCUGAAGAAAUUUAUUCGACUUAAGAACCUAGCUUGGAUUGUAAUGUAAUUUCAAUAUUCUCGAAAAGAGGAACCAAUUUUUCAAUAGAAGAAGAACAUCAUCGUAGAAUAAUUCAGAACCCUUUCGUUAAUGAAGUACCUAAUUUUAGUAAACUACAAUAUCAAUUAAAUUAUACUAUUCAAUAAUAACCAGAAAAGACUUAUGCUCCUAUUGAUAUACUCCAAAAUGAACUUUCAAACUAAAACUAUUCAAAUAACAAAUAUUAGAAUCUUUAGAAUGAUUGUUACUAACCUAUAGAAGAAUCUUUUGGAGAAGAUUAUAGAUUGAUAUAAAUGGAUGAUUUCAAUUAUUUAUAGAACUUUCAAUGUAAUAAAAUAGAAAAUUAAAAAAAUGAUUCAAGAAAUAAAAAACAAAUACCAAAAAAACUAUAAUAAGAAUUAACAAAAGGAAUUCAUAAAAUAUUAAUCAAAAAAUGA